Messenger RNA from Ruditapes philippinarum (Manila clam), 1544 nucleotides. RefSeq lists its product as uncharacterized. Lineage: Eukaryota; Metazoa; Mollusca; Bivalvia; Venerida; Veneridae. The transcript is spliced from 8 exons. The record is from RefSeq and is a predicted model, not a curated record. Bases 1 to 711 code for a protein of 236 amino acids.
AUGAGUAAAACUCAGUUAAAUGAAUGGAAAGAUAUGCUUGUGACAAUCUUCCGUGCAAAGGACCGUAGGAAAAUGAUGGCGGGUUACCAACAGCACAUGCAUAUGGCAAGGUUAUCGGAUGAAAUCUGGACAAAAGUUCUGAGGGCAACAGAAAAGGUAACAGCUAUAAAUGAGAAGUUUUUCAGACCUUUAAUGAGGAUAGAUGAUGAUGAAAAAAUUAAGGAAUGCCUCAACAUCUUGAUGGAAGACGGAACAAAGGUUUUUCAUAAGAAAGUAAAACAAUUCAUUGAUGAAGGAUGUGUAAAAUCCAAAAAGACAAAACAAACUGAACAACCAAAUGUAGAAACACCAAACGAGAGAGAAGACAGUAUUGUGUUGAAAAGAAAGUACCUUACUCUCAAGGAGAAGCAUAGCAGCUUGCUGCACGAAUUUGAACAAAUUGCAGAAGAAAACAAGCGUUUGAAAGAGGAGUUGGAGAACAUAAAGGCAGCUGCAGAAUCAAAAGGGAAGAAGAGAGUUAGGGAUUCAGAUGAUGCUAAUGAAUUUCAUGUUGGUGAGAAAAUAGAAGCUUUCUGGAAGGAUGCAGAUGGUGAAAGCUGGCUUUUGGCCAAAGUUGUUCGACUUAAUAAGAAUGGUGCUAGAGUCCAGUAUGAGGUGGACAGUGGAAUUGCAAAUGUUCCAUUCUCGUGGUUGAGAAAGGUCAGCAAAUGAAGAUGAAUAAGAUGGUUGUUGAAAAUGAUUAAAGAUGGUGAGAUAAUCUCCUGAGAGCUUCAGUGUAUACUAAAGUCAGCCAUGCAUACAAAGUUUUUUUCAUCGGUAGAUCUGUUUUGCCUGUGUCAUAGUGACGUAGGACAGUCAUUUAAAGUUGGUUGUGUUACUACCCCUUGUGUUUAAUUUAGUAAACACUAUUUUAUAAACCUUUUCUUUCAAGCUGGACACUUAUGGUUUUAUAUUAAAGAGAGAUUUAUGUUACCCACACUGGCUUUGGCAUAUGCAUCACAUUUUGGUGAGGUAUAUUUUGUACCACCCCUUUAAUUACUUAUACACUGAGGUAUUGCUUUGAUACUUCUUACUGACCAUCAUUCCCAUUUCCCGGCAGGAGGAUAUAGCUAUCAUGGAUUUUCACAAAAUCAUGCCAUUUCAGCUUGACAUUUUUAGAGUGAUGUUUAUCUAGAUAAAGGGAAAAGUUAAUGUCAUUUUGAUAUGCUAUCUUCAUGUUUUAAACGAGUAAUGAUAAAAUAGUACACUUUCAAAAUUUAUAUCAUUCAAAGCUUAUUUAUUUAUUUAUUUGUUCAUUAAAUUAUUUAUUAAUCUAUUUUUAAUUAAUUUACUUAUUUUAGAACAAAUUUUCUAUAAUACAGGCUUAUUACUUAUAUUUUUAUUUGAAGAAUUUUUUUAAUGAUUGUACAAUAUUUAAGUUAUGUAAAUAUGUAAAGAGUAGAUAAGUAGCUUGAUUUGGUUAGACAUACUAACUAAUGAAAUCUGAGUUUAUACUAGCCUGAUUUUUUGUGUGUCUGUAAAUUGUACAACACAUUUUCUGUUAA